Molecule: messenger RNA, 2889 nt
Organism: Kogia breviceps (pygmy sperm whale)
Lineage: Eukaryota; Metazoa; Chordata; Mammalia; Artiodactyla; Physeteridae
Gene: TUBB1
Product: tubulin beta 1 class VI
Biological process (GO): microtubule cytoskeleton organization; mitotic cell cycle
Cellular component (GO): microtubule; cytoplasm
Molecular function (GO): GTP binding; structural constituent of cytoskeleton; GTPase activity
Source: RefSeq, a predicted model, not a curated record
CAUAUAAAGAGCUUGGCACCCACCUAUAUUAAUAAAUACUGUAAUGUGACUGAAAGUGUAGUAUGUUUCAGACAGUCACAAGAGGACAGCUAUGCAUAAUUCUGAAUUGAGUGCAUACCUGAUCAUCCAAAUGCACACAGUUUAAAAGCGUGCAUAGGUGUCUUAGUGAUGGGCUUUUGGGAAAACUGCAUGAAAAUAAAUCCGCAAAGUGAAAUGAGAUAUUACUGUGAAAUCAGGUAAAAUUCAUUUCAUUUUCACGUAAUGGGAUCUAUACUUUACUAGCUGGACGCACUGUAAGGCCAAACUAGAGAUACACUUCUGAUGUGAAAUUCUAAAAGAACAGCAUCAAUGUACACAAGGGCCUGAAUUUAAUGGGAGCAAAAUCCAACUUAAUAUUUUAUAUGUUGACUUUUUAGUGAAGCAGUUCAGGGUGACAUAAAACUCAAUCUUCACUUCAUGGUGAGCAGAGGUAAAGAGCACAUUACGUCAUGGGGUGGGCAGUUAGGAAAAGGGCCUGCAAGAUCAUGCUGGGGAGGGAAGGAGGCCCAGGAGCCCUCACUUCCUGUCUUUCUGCUCAAUGUGCUGUCGCUGACCUGGCGCUCGUCGGGGUCCCUCUGGACACUGACCUCCCCUCCUUCUGCUUUCAGUUCUGGGAGGUGAUUGGCGAGGAGCAUGGGAUCGACUGGGCCGGAAGCUACCACGGGGACAGCGCCCUGCAGCUAGAGAGGGUCAGCGUGUACUACAACGAGGCCCACGGCAAGAAAUACGUGCCCCGAGCAGUCUUGGUGGACCUGGAACCUGGGACCAUGGACAGCAUCCGAUCCAGCCGACUGGGGGCCCUCUUCCAGCCGGACAGCUUCGUCCACGGUAACUCUGGGGCCGGCAACAACUGGGCCAAGGGCCACUACACGGAGGGGGCCGAGCUGGUGGAGAGCGUGCUGGACGCAGUGCGCGCCGAGGCCGAGGGCUGCGACUGCCUGCAGGGCUUCCAGCUCGUGCACUCGCUGGGCGGGGGCACGGGCUCGGGGCUGGGCACGCUGCUCCUGGGCAAGAUCCGCGAGGAGUACCCCGACCGCAUCCUCAACUCCUUCAGCGUGAUGCCCUCGCCCAAGGUGUCGGACACGGUGGUGGAGCCCUACAACGCCGUGCUGUCCCUCCACCAGCUCCUGCAGAACUCGGACGCCUGCUUCUGCAUCGACAACGAGGCUCUCUAUGACAUCUGCUUCCGCACCCUCCGGCUGGCCACGCCCACCUACGGCGACCUCAACCACCUGGUGUCCCUGACCAUGAGCGGCGUCACCACGUCGCUGCGCUUCCCGGGCCAGCUCAACGCCGACCUGCGCAAGCUGGCCGUGAACAUGGUGCCCUUCCCGCGCCUGCACUUCUUUAUGCCCGGCUUCGCGCCGCUCACGGCCCAGGGCAGCCAGCAGUACCGCGCGCUCUCAGUGGCCGAGCUCACCCAGCAGAUGUUCGACGCCCGCAACACCAUGGCCGCCUGCGACCCCCGCCGCGGCCGCUACCUGACCGUGGCCUGCAUCUUCCGGGGGAGGAUGUCCACCAAGGAGGUGGACGCGCAGCUGCUCGCCGUGCAGACCAGGAGCAGCAGCUGCUUCGUGGAGUGGAUCCCCAACAACGUCAAGGUGGCCGUGUGCGACAUCCCGCCCCGGGGGCUGAGCAUGGCGGCCACCUUCAUCGGCAACAGCACGGCCAUCCAGGAGCUCUUCGGCAGGAUUUCUGAGCACUUCUCGGCCAUGUUCAAGAGGAAGGCCUUCGUGCACUGGUACACGGGCGAGGGGAUGGACAUCAAUGAAUUUGCCGAAGCCGAGAGUAAUAUCCAGGAUUUGGUGUCCGAGUACCAACAGCUUCAAGAUGCCGAAGCAGCUCUGGAGGAGAAGGAGGAGGUCGGGGGGGAGGCAGAAACGGAGCCAGGAGAUAAGGGACAUUAACCACGAGAGCAGCUGUGUGAGGCUGGCUGCGGCGUGGAGUCACGUCCAGUGUUCUCACCCAGGAUGAGUGAGUCCCCCCGGCCGUCCCUGGCCACUUCCGCACCGCAGCACCGCGACCCACACGCAGCCACCCAGUAGUAGCUUCGACACAGGACUGCGCGGGUGGGGAGGUACGGGUGGGCAGUAGGGUCUUCUGCUGGCACCGACUAACCUUGAAGAGCUCCAUAUUCCCUGCCCACUCGAGUCGCUGCUUUUUAAUAGCCAGGUGAAUUUAUGGUAAAGCCCUCCCUCUGUUUAAAGAUAUGGACUGGCUAUUUGCUGUAUGCCUAGCACCGCGCCAGGCAUCAGGGCUCCACACGUGGACGCGUGGGGAGCCAUUGCGGUUGAGGUUAAAUUGUAAUCGCUUUAGCUAUGCUGGUAAGUGUCCCGGAAUCUGUACCUGGCAUCCCGGGCUGCUAAGGCUCUUCCUGCAGGUUCUCUCUUAACUUGCUGCCCGCAACCCAACUGCUCACACCUGCCGGCCUCCAGAAAAGCCAGGUGACUGCUUGGUGUGCGGGAGGUUCACAGGGGUAAAUGGGCUUCAGCGUCCACCAGUAAAUUGUGGAGACCGUGUGUACGUUUCAACGUACCAACUGCAAAGGGCAAAAGGGAGGAAAGGAGAGUGGCAUUCCUUCCCACAAAUACCCGGGCAAAAAAAUAAAAACCAAAAAACAAAAAACAAGCAAAACUCGAGAACUCCAAUCCUCUGAUCUUUAUGUCUGAAGAGCUAGCUUUUAACAUACGUGUAUUUACAUACUUUCAAGUUUCUUAUUAAUGUUUGAUUCUGGGAAUUCAUUAAUCAUCAUCGUUGGUUUUCCUUGUAAAGGCUAUUUCGAAAUGUCCUUUUCACUUUCAUGCAGCAAUCACCUCCUGAAAGCUCUCUGUAGCCGCUCUGUUCUUUAAA